UAACCUUCGCUCCAACUACCUUGACGGGGACUCGCUUCAGAAGGUUGUACAAAUGACGUAUAUCUAUUCGAUUGAUAUCACCUCCAACCAGCUCACCGGAACCAUCCCCCAAGAGAUAACCACCCUCCAGCAACUCGGAGUGCUUGAUCUUAGCUCCAACUACCUUGAUAGGACCAUCCCCGAUAAAAUAUCCGACCUCACGUAUCUCUCUGUGCU
Closterium sp. NIES-65 is the source of this 216-nucleotide messenger RNA. The record is from the annotation of a GenBank genome assembly. NCBI's taxonomy places the organism in Eukaryota, Viridiplantae, Streptophyta, Zygnematophyceae, Desmidiales, Closteriaceae.